AACGUUUGCCGCUCGAGAACAAAAACCUACUGUUGCCCAGGAUGGCAGAGACACAAUUUAUUAGGAUUGUGUAUAAUACCAAUAUGCUCGAGACAAUGUGGUUCAGGGCAAUGUGUAUCUCCGAAUAUGUGUUUAUGUGAUGGAGGACAAAAAGCGUCAAGCUGUACUAAAAGCUACAAGCAGAUACAAGAACAAGGUUUUGACCGAAAGUCGUGUCGACUAAUAUGCAUGAACGGUGGAACUUGUGUUGAUGACAAAUGUGUAUGUCCAGAAGGAUAUUCCGGGGAGUUUUGCACAGAACCUAUAUGCAUGGAAUCUUGUAAGAAUGGAGGCCAAUGCAUCGGUCCAGACAGAUGUGCAUGCUUUUAUGGAUUUUCCGGCAAUCACUGUGAAAUAGAUUACAGAACUGGACCUUGUUAUACGGGAUAUCGUGGUAACCUCUGUGUCAAUCAACUGGAAGGCGUUGUCUGUACAAAAACUUUGUGUUGUGCCACUGUUGGGAAAGCUUGGGGACAUCCAUGUCAGCAUUGUCCCUCAAGAUUGGAAUGUGAUACUGGAUAUUUGAAGAAUCUCAAAACUGGAGAAUGUGUGGAUAUUAAUGAAUGUGAAGCAAUACCUCAUUUAUGCUCUGGCGGCACUUGCGUGAAUUCAGUGGGCUCAUUCACUUGCGAAUGUCCUUCAGGACAAACGAGAAAUCCGGCCACAAACCGCUGUGAAGAUAGAAAUGAGUGCGAAGAUGAAAACAUUUGCCAAGAUGGACGAUGUGUUAACACAAAUGGCGGAUACAUAUGCCUGUGCAAUCCAGGAUUCAUUCAAAGUCAAGACAAAACCUACUGUAUUGAUGGUCGUCAAGGAAUAUGCUACACACUUCGCACUCCUCAGGGCCGUUGUAGCAAUCAUCUACACAUGCGAUUGUCCAAAAAAGAUUGCUGCUGCGGUGUUAACAUGGGACAAGGUUGGGCCAUGUAUGACGGAGAUGAGUGUUUGGUAUGCCCAAAAUUUGGAGAAGAUGAGCAUAGACAUCUCUGUGAAGCAGCAGUAUCUCACCAAAUCCCAGGUUCUGGUACCUUUCAUCUCACUCCAGGAACUAUACCGAGUAUUGAUCAAGUAGGACAAAUAACUAUUAAUGAAUGCAUUUUGAGACCUGAUAUAUGUGGAAGAGGCAAAUGUGUUGAUACUGUCCAGGGAUAUGAAUGUCUAUGCGAACCGGGAUUCCGAUUAGGAAAAUCACAUGUGUGUGAAGAUAUUGAUGAAUGCAGAGAAGGAAAGUGUAUCAAUGGAAGAUGUACAAAUCUACCAGGUAGCUUUUCCUGCGUGUGUCCUCCUGGAUUUGAUGUAUCUCCUGAUGGUUCCAUGUGCACAGAUCAUGACGAAUGUAGCGAAAUAGGCAUGUGUAGUAAUGGAAUUUGCAUCAAUAUGGACGGCAGUUUCAAGUGUCAAUGCAAACCAGGUUUCAAGCUAUCUUCUACUGGAUUCGCAUGUAUAGAUAUUGACGAAUGUUACGAAAAUCCAAGAAUAUGUCUCAAUGGCAGAUGUGAGAAUACACCUGGAUCAUAUACAUGUUCUUGCUUACCAGGAUUUGUAGAGUCAUCUGACAAAACAUUCUGCAGUGACUUGGACGAAUGUUUAUCUACAGGAAUGUGUGAUCACGGUAAAUGCAUCAACAUGGAGGGUUCAUUUCGUUGUGUGUGCGAUUCAGGCUACAGAUUAGGCCCAGAUGGUAGGCACUGCACAGAUAUUGACGAAUGUAUUAAUAACCCUUGUCAGUUUGGUACCUGUUACAAUACACCAGGAAGCUUUCGAUGUGAAUGUCAUGCUGGAUUCAGUCUUGGUCCAGAUGGACGCUCAUGUCUUGACACCCGAAGAGAUCUAUGUUAUCAAGAGUAUCGAGAUGGAUUAUGCCUUAAUCCUUCAACAGCAGCUGUCACAAAAUCGAGUUGCUGUUGUUGUACUAUCAUAUCUGGAAAGCCUAUGGGGUGGGGUACUACAUGUCAACCAUGCCCUAUGCCAGGAACAACAGAUUUUGAUGCUCUGUGUCCACAUGGUCCUGGUUCUACUUUUGAUGGGAAUGAUAUCAAUGAAUGCGCACAAAAUCCUAAUAUUUGUCAAAAUGGGGCUUGUGAGAAUAUGAUUGGAACGUACAGAUGUAUAUGUAAUCCUGGCUUUGAGGUAGACGAGACUGGCAAAGUAUGCACAGACAUAAACGAAUGUGAAGUUGAAGAGCUGGUAUGCAGUGGUGGCCAAUGCCGAAAUACUCCUGGCAGCUUUCAGUGCAUUUGUCCUACUGGAACACAAUUGAAUCAACGAAAUUACGUCUGUGAGGAUAUUGACGAGUGCAGAGAACUUGGUCCUGAGGCAUGUUUCAAUGGAGAGUGCGUGAAUGUCCUAGGAUCAUACAAGUGUGAGUGCGAUCCUGGAUCAAUACUGGAUAACACAGGACGUAUCUGUAUAGAUAACCGUAAGGGAUCAUGUUGGACCACUUUGAACAGAGGAAGAUGUGAAAAUGACUUGCCCCAACUGAGUAGAAGAUCGGAGUGUUGCUGUUCUGUUGGAGUUGCUUGGGGAUCUCCAUGUGAACGGUGCAACAGAAACGAAUGCGAUUGCCCUAAAGGAUAUGCAAAGAGUGAUGGAAAAACUUGUACAGAUAUCAACGAGUGUGAUUUGAAUCCUGAUAUUUGUAGGGGAGGAGGCACUUGCGUCAACACCGAUGGAAGUUUUACUUGUUCAUGUCCUCCAGGUCUCACACUUGAUGAAACUAGAACGAAAUGUUUGGAUAUCCGUCAAGAACAAUGUUACACAAGAUACAAGCAUGGGAAAUGUGUGAACCCAGUUGAUGGUCUCUUCCACAGAAAUCUAUGUUGCUGCUCUCUAAUUGGAAAAGCUUGGGGGGAUAGAUGUGAACCUUGUCCAAGAGCUGGAACAGCAGCAUUUUCUGAGUUAUGUCCAAAAGGUCUAGGUUACCUCGAUAAGAAGGAUAUAAAUGAAUGUACUGAUUUCCCGGGAAUGUGUCAAAAUGGAAGAUGUAGGAAUACGAUUGGUGGAUAUAGCUGUAAAUGCAAUAAAGGAUAUGACUAUGAUGAUAGCAAAAUAAGAUGUAUAGAUAUUGACGAAUGUAACCUUACAACAGAUAAUGUUUGUGGAAAUGGUGUUUGCAAAAAUAUACCAGGAGAUUUCGUUUGUGAGUGUAACAAAGGUUACAGAACAAUGGCUCCAAUGCAGAUUUGCAUGGAUAUUGACGAGUGUGAGGAAAUACCAGGACUCUGUAGAGGAGGUAGAUGUUUAAACACUGAAGGUUCUUUCAAAUGUGAAUGUCCUAUCGGCCAUGAGUUAUCAUCUGAUAAGGAGAGUUGUAAAGAUAUUGAUGAAUGCUCACGUUCUAGUGGUAUUUGUUCGAAUGGAGUAUGCGAAAACAUGAUGGGAACAUAUCAGUGCAUUUGCAACGAAGGAUAUCAACAGACUGGGCUGAAAUCUCAUUGCGAAGAUAUUGAUGAAUGUGAAGACGAACCUUGCGACGACAUUUGCAUAAAUUCACCUGGAAGUUUCUCUUGUUCUUGUGGUUCUGGAUAUACUUUGAAUUUGGAUGGAAAAUCUUGUGCUGAUAUAGAUGAAUGUAAAGAAAAUCCGAGAAUAUGUAAUGGUGGUAAAUGUACCAAUACAAUUGGUAGUUACAUCUGUCAUUGCACUGAGGGACUUCUUGCAGGUGUCAGAGGUACCUCUUGUCUUGAUAUUGACGAAUGUAAGCAAAAUCCAGACAUUUGUGGGGCAGGUGAAUGUGUGAAUACCCUUGGAUCGUUCCACUGUAGAUGUGAAGAAGGAUAUUCUGUUAAACCUGAUGGCGGUCCUCAGUGUUCAGAUGAAGAUGAAUGCUACCUAGGAACCUAUGACUGUGAUGAGAAUGCCGAUUGUAUCAACAAUCCCGGGUCUUAUCAGUGUAGAUGCCAAGAUGGUUUUACUGGAAACGGAUUGAAGUGUAGAGACAUCAAUGAAUGCUUAACGAAUAAUGGUGGAUGUGAUCAAAAUGCACAAUGUAUAAACAACGAUGGAUCAUUCAGAUGUGAAUGCGACGCUGGUUUCAAAGGAGAUGGAUAUAGUUGCACUGACAUUGAUGAAUGUUCAAACGAUCCAAGCUUAUGCGAAAAUGGCCAAUGCCUGAAUUAUCCUGGUUCUUUCCGCUGUGAAUGUGAAAUGGGUUUCAUGCAUCCAAAUGAAGGAUCUGAUCAAUCUUGUGUUGAUAUAAAUGAAUGUGAUAUGUUCAGUAAUUUAUGCGUAUUUGGGAAAUGCGAAAACACAUUUGGCUUCUUCCGUUGUGAGUGUCAUGAUGGAUAUAAAUUAGAUGGUUCUGGCGGCAAUUGUACAGAUAUCGAUGAAUGUGAAAGUCCCCAAUCUUGUCUUUAUGGAGACUGUACAAACACAGAUGGAAGCUUUCGAUGUAUUUGUCCAGAUGAUCAUGAACUUGUGUCAGAAGGAAAUGCUUGUAUUGGUAAGUGCAAAAGGCGAUUCAUUAAACCUUUAAUAGAAUAG
Molecule: messenger RNA, 4521 nt
Organism: Leptinotarsa decemlineata (Colorado potato beetle)
Lineage: Eukaryota; Metazoa; Arthropoda; Insecta; Coleoptera; Chrysomelidae
Product: fibrillin-3
Molecular function (GO): calcium ion binding
Source: RefSeq, a predicted model, not a curated record